Cotesia congregata is the source of this 1659-nucleotide messenger RNA. NCBI's taxonomy places the organism in Eukaryota, Metazoa, Arthropoda, Insecta, Hymenoptera, Braconidae. The record is from the annotation of a GenBank genome assembly.
AUGACAUCAUCUGUCAAAGUUCUACCGUUUGACUUAAUCUAUCAAGAAAUGCGUGAAAAAAUAAUGCAAGGAUUGAUGAGCGUGAACACAAGGUACCCGGGAUCAUCAGAGGACAACCCAACAGUUCUCCAAUUAGCUUUAAGUAGAUACGACCCGGAGUUAAUAAAUUACCUGCUGGAUAACAACGUGAACGUGAAUAUGACUUCAAAGUCAUACGAGCCAGCAUUGAACUUAGCAAUUCGAAGUUACAGUUCAGAUCUGGUCCACAGGUUGCUUCAAAUUGGAGCAGAUGUGAACAUUCAAUCGGUCUUCGAAGAACCAACUUAUCAGUACACGACAAUCCACAGCGCAGUCAGCGAGGAAAUAAAAGAAAUCAUGGAACAGUUGCUGAAAAAUCAAGGCAGCGAGAGCAUACACUUGGGGGACAAGGGAUACUUCAUAGCAAUGGGUUACGAAAAUUUUAAUCCUUAUGAAAGAGUUCUGGAUCCGGGAAUUGACAUAAUCCCCAUCCAGAACGUGCUUUCGCCUUUACAUUUGGCGGUUGACAAAAGUCAUUUGCGAGUUAUAAAAUAUCUGAUUGAUCAUGGUGCUGAUGUAAAUGCUAUUUGCGACGAUAAAACGCCGCUGUAUCUCGCAGUGGAAAAUAAAAACAAAGAAAUUGUAAAGCUGCUAAUUAAGAACAAAGCUAAAGUUAAUAUAAAAACAAAACCGUGGCCGCUGGUCCAGCUAGCGUCGAAUUCUAGCAAUUAUGGAAUUCUGAGAGUGUUGUUGGAUGCUGGAGCUGAUGUUAAUUCAAUAAGCUACGGCAUCACGGCGUUGUUUAAAGCUGUCAAUAGCGGAGACCUUCCAAUGACUGAGUUUUUGAUCAAUCAUGGCGCUGAUCCUGACGCUCAAAAUAAUUCAAAACAUAUUUUACAGGUCGCGGUCAAGUCUGAGCAACCUUCGCUGGUGAAUUGCUUGCUGAAUGCUGGAGUUGAUAUCAAUUUUGUCAGCAGCAAUGGACUUGCGGUUGUUGAUACUCCAAAUGCCUCGGAACGGAUCAUAAGUCCGAUAAAAAAUUAUAUUGUCAAGCUGAAAGCUGCUAACUUUCAUCUCAUUGGUGUCAAUUUAGACGCUGUCAGUGGGAAAGAGUUUGAUGAUUUUUACCGGGAUUGCUGUAAUGAAGUUGAAGCUCUGAAACAAACUAUUAUCAAUGGAACUAGCUUGAGUUGUUACAGUGUGUUGCAUAAAUCGCACCAGAGGCUAGCGAUAGGAUUGAAGAAUAUUGAUGAGGAUAAUUUUCCUGUUAACAGUAAGUUGGAAUCAAUGUUUCCGUUGUACGGAAAACUUGUUUAUCAUCAUUUAACCAGAGCGUUAGAAAGGAAAAAGUUUGUGGAAAAAGCUGGAGAGCUUCUGUAUGAAGUUUUUGGUCGGAAAUUGCCGGAUACUUUUACUAGAGAGAUUUUUUAUUAUUUAAAUAUUAGUGACUUGAAAAUGAUGAGUAAGAAUGUAUUAUAUUUUGUGAUGUAUCAAUUUAAUAAUUUAAAGUCUGGUUUUUGGGCGUCUACUUUAAUCAUCAAUGAUGAAAAAAAUAUAAAAAUAAAUUUGACUUACGCUGUUGCAGUUGUCAGUUAUACACUCCAUAGUCCGAAAGUCUACCUCAACUGCUUGAACCUUUAA